This is a messenger RNA of Trametes versicolor FP-101664 SS1, 1545 nucleotides long. RefSeq lists its product as uncharacterized. Lineage: Eukaryota; Fungi; Basidiomycota; Agaricomycetes; Polyporales; Polyporaceae. The record is from RefSeq and is a predicted model, not a curated record. Bases 1 to 1545 code for a protein of 514 amino acids. The transcript has 5 exons.
AUGUCGCACGAAGUCCACGAAUCGAUCCAGCCUACAGACAUGUGCCAGACCAUGUGCACUGAACCAUCACCCAAGGCGGCAAUGCCUCCGAGUCCCUGUCUGCCACACCGCGGCUUGGAAAACCUACACAACGACGUCUUCAAUGCCAUUCUCGAGACACUGCUAAGCGACCCUGGCAGGAAUGCGAUCAAGAACCUUUCCUGCGUAUCCCGUGGCCUCCGCAACUCCUGCGUGCCAGUGUUGUUCCGUGACUGCCUUAUCAGAACCCACACCACCCACAACCUAGAUCUACCCCCAGUUUAUGCCCGCCCUUUCAUCCGACAUGUGAUCUUCAUCCAGAGAUAUUGGCUGCCAGGCUGGCACGACAAUUUCGGCUUCGAAUUACAGCACCUACCCAACAUACACACCGUCACUUUUCGUACAGUUGACUACGGCGUCCCCUGGUACAUCAUCGCAACUUGUCUGGGAAUGCCACAUAUCACAUCCAUCCGAUUCCAAUGCAACGCCAUGUGGACCAAUAUCCAGCCGUUUUCCCAAGCAGAAGUCGCGCAGGCUUCGAACAGACUCACUGCCUUGGCAUAUAUUCCCUACACCUGGAGAGAAUCCGCGAGUGCGCUCGAGAAGUCCGACCUUGCCGCAGAGUACAUGCUCGAGGCGGCGUGUUUAUCAGCACUUGUCUUCGGCAUGACAGCUACUGCGGAGUCGCUCACCCUCCCCUUCGAGACGGCUCCUCUUGCGCGGAUGUCGGAGUUCCAUUGGCCGCGUCUUCAAGCGCUGUCUUUGUACGGGCGGGCUGUGGACGGUACGCCCACGAUCACCCUGUCAUCCCUUGUGGGUGGCAUGCCCUCCCUCCGUCGCUUGUCCUUCCAAGUGGCCGCGUCAACGAGUGCAGACCACACAGGCGAACAAAUCAGCUCAUCCUCUUUUAACACGGUGCUCCACCUCAGAUCCCUGACUAUCGCUUAUCCUGAUCCCGACGACGCCAUCUUCUCCAUAAUAGGCGCAAUCCUCACGCAUCUAUCACGCAUCUGUCCCUCCGCGAUUGGCCCCGAUACUACUACCGCCUCUACUGCCCGGGAUCUGGAGCUCGUAUACCAAGCCGACAACUCGGAGGAAGAUCUCCUUCAUUAUCUCAUUUCGGAAACGCCGUACUUGGCACACUUGGAGAUCCAUCGCUAUCGACAAGACAGGAAUAGCUGUGUUCCAUACGGGCGUAUCGCAAGCAUUCUAACUGGCUUACGUUCUCUCCGAACGUUCCAUCUCAACCUCAAUUUUGAAGAGACAUGCAAGCUGUAUUGCCUCGAAUCCCACCGCCGCGAAAGCUGGCGCCAGAAGCUCGAGGCAAUCGGCUUCGAAAUCCUGCACAUCAUGCAGACCGGUCCCGAGCUGGCGUUCAUCGCGCUCUUGCACCAUCGGCAGGUCGACAGCCAGUGGGUCGAAUUUUAUCCUAGCUGGCAUGCCAAGGGAUUACAUGUGGAUUGGGACUACGCGGGUUUGCGUGGGGAUUCGGAGUCGCUGCCAUAUGUGCCCUUCAUCUGUCGGUAA